This is a messenger RNA of Physella acuta, 1204 nucleotides long. Its product is annotated as leucine-rich repeats and immunoglobulin-like domains protein 3. Gene Ontology annotation, biological process: positive regulation of synapse assembly; axonogenesis. The record is from RefSeq and is a predicted model, not a curated record. Gene Ontology annotation, molecular function: protein binding. Lineage: Eukaryota; Metazoa; Mollusca; Gastropoda; Physidae.
UUCGGGGCACAAACGUGGGAGGCGAAGCUCACGUUACUCAGUGUGUUGUGAAACUUCUGUAGCGACAGGUUGUGAAUGUGCCUCUACUAUAUAAUGGAGUAACUUGUGCAUUCGUGAAUAUUGGAUUACUUUUGAAACCAUGUCUCGGACCAAGUUUAUAAGCUUUCUAGUGUCAGUUAUUCAUAGUAUAUCGCCAGCAGUGGAGCUCUAAUCGAGUUCAAUGUCGGGCCAAUAUGGCCGCCGUGUUGUUGUAUGUCUGUUCUGCUUUCGUUGUUUGGGUGUGUUGUUUCAAACACACUGUACAAGCCGAAAGUGUAAAAUGCCCAUCUUCGUGCACAUGUCUUGGAAGUGUUGUUGAUUGCAGUAAAAUCGGACUAGUGAACAUACCGAAAGAUAUCCCAAGAUGGGUUACACGACUAGAGAUAGUGUCUAACAGUAUUGUGGAAAUAAGGCAUGAUGAUUUAAAGGGACUGCAUAAUCUCCAGUAUCUGGAUCUGAGUAAAAACGAGUUGAAAUCUAUCGAUGGAUCAGCUUUUAGCGAUCUGACAAGUUUAACUCAGCUGAGACUGGAUUUUAAUCAGUUGACGGAGAUCCCGAGGUUUUCGCGACAUCUGAACAUCACAGAGCUCUCCAUGACUGACAACCAUGUGGUCAGCAUCUCUAUCUCAGCCUUGUCCCAGCUACCUCACCUCCAGAGUCUGGACCUCAGCAACAACCUCAUCUUGAGCAUCACUAAUGGAAGUUUUCCUGGCCCCAGUAAACUCACUCAUCUCAACAUGGACAACAACCAGAUAGCUGCUGUGGAGAUGGGAAGCAUGGCCAACCUAACAGCUCUGCUCACCCUCAAGCUCAACAAGAACAAGCUCACGGAUAUCACACCUGGGGCCUUCAUAGGCAUGAACGUCUUGAAAACUUUGGAGUUGAUGAGGAACAAGAUCAAGAUUAUUAGGUGGAAGACAUUCCAUGGACUCAAAAGGCUGACCUCUUUAAAGCUCAAGAAAAAUGAGAUCUCGAUUCUUCGUGAUGGCGCCUUCUAUAACUUGUCUGUUUUGAGAAACUUACAAUUGGACAAUAACAAUUUGGUCAACAUCACAAAGGCUUGGAUCUAUGGUUUACAGAGGCUGAAGAUAUUAUCCCUGACUUACAAUAAAAUAGACCACAUAGAAGCAGAUGCCUGGGAACAGUGCAAGAAUCUUGAAAAACU